Symbiodinium natans is the source of this 1785-nucleotide messenger RNA. Lineage: Eukaryota; Dinophyceae; Suessiales; Symbiodiniaceae. The record is from the annotation of a GenBank genome assembly.
AUGAGGUCCAACGUCAUCGACGACGCAGCCAUUUUGAUCUCGAGAACCUACAAGCGUGCCACUAUGUGCAGUGAACCUGAUCCCACUGGACAGUCCUUUUGCUGCAUCAAAGGCAGCGGGGAUGGCCGAUUUUUCAAGUUAAGGAGCAUCCAUCAGCUGCCUUCCUGCUUUGGAGUACUGCAAAGGGAUUCUGUGGCUGUUCUCCUGGUGGUGCCUCGCCAAGAUGCUUUGCGGAGCCCAUACAUCCUGUGCUUGAGCUUGGCCGCCCACGUCCGAAUACCGCCACCGUUCGGGCAAACGCUUCCGCUGCCGGACUUCCUGCUUGCGUAUUUUGCAGGCCACAGCACCUUCUACGCCUGCUGCUUCGGAGGCCUCUUCUGGUGCAGUGCUUCUUCCUGGCGGUAUUGCUGGCUCCUGGCUGCCCUGUGUUGUGCGCUGGCCACUGCGCGCCGUUGUUGCGCGCUGUCGCGGCUCGAGUGGGAGCCGCAGCAACGACCCCCACAGCCCCUGUUGACUCUGAUCCACCCCUAUAUGUACUUCUUUCUCUCAAAGCUGCCGGGCCAUUCGGAUGCCGUCCACGUUCAGAGGCUCGAGCCGCCAAGCCUCCGGAUGCCCAUCGACAUCUGGCGCAAGGCCUCACCAGACGCAGCAGCAUCUCCGGUGCUCUUUCUGAUCCAUGGUGGGGCUUGGAGAGGUGGUGAAGCGCGCUGCUCACCGCAGGCGCCAGUUCUUCAAGCCCUGGCAGCAUCUGGAUUUCUUGUCGUCAGCUGUGAGUACCGCCGAUUGCCAGGCACGCAAUGGCCCAUGCAACUGGAGGACUGCGAGGCAGCCCUGAAGUGGCUCCAAGACGAGGCUGUGUCCUUGGGAGCUGACUUGUCCAAUGUUUCCAUUGCGGGAACCUCUGCUGGGGGACACCUUGCGGCGCUGCUUCUGGCCCGGAUGCUGCAUGAGCGUGGUGAGCUCACCAGUUCCAUUCGCUUCCGAGCCGCGCUGCUCUUCUACCCGGCCCUGGAUCCGGCCGAUCGCUUCGGCAAAACCGUGAAGUCGCCCUUCUCGUGCUCCUGGCUGGGUGUAAGGCGUGGGAUGAGCUUUUUGGCCUGGUUCUUCGAGAUGUUUGUCCUCCGGCAGGAUCGCCAGUUGUGGCCAUCCGCCGAGCCUUUGGCAUAUCUACAAGCGGCCAGCGACCUGGAGGCCUGGCCACCGACUCUGAUCAUCCAUGGAGAGUUGGACGGCGUAGUUCCGGUGGAGCACAGUCGCUCCUUCCUCGAGCGACUCGCGGCCCGCUGUGCAGGUGGCACCAGCUGCAGCGAAUCAGCUGGCACAAGUGAGCAAGAUAGUGGCGAUCUCAGAAGUUGCGACAGGCUCUUCGUGGUGCCCCUCGCCCGCCAUGUUUUCGAGAUCGUAACCGGUGAUCUGGCGAGCGCAUCAUAUGAUGCAGCCAUGACUUGGCUGUCCCAGAUGCAGACAGAUGGCCAAAGAAAACAAGCGUCACACUGUCACGUCACAGAGCUGGUGACGGCCCUGCCCUGCGCACAUGCUGAGCUGUGGCAAGUGUCUUCUGUUCAAGACGUAGAGGGAAAAGGCAUGGGACGGAUGUCACAUUUCUUGGGACAGGAUUUCACAUUUCACGGCUUUUCGGGGCCGGACUGGAUUUCGCAUUUUCACUGGCCUUCAGGGGCGGCGGCUACUGACAAAUUCACUCACGCCUGCGGGAGGGGCGGUGGCCGAGAUGCACGUGUUCACGCCCGGGGCAGGGCGGGGGCAGAGCAUAGAGGAUAUGAUUAG